This is a messenger RNA of Phycomyces blakesleeanus NRRL 1555(-), 1732 nucleotides long. RefSeq lists its product as hypothetical. Bases 41 to 1621 code for a protein of 526 amino acids. The record is from RefSeq and is a predicted model, not a curated record. Gene Ontology annotation, molecular function: ATP binding; ATP-dependent protein folding chaperone; ATP hydrolysis activity. Gene Ontology annotation, cellular component: cytosol; chaperonin-containing T-complex. Gene Ontology annotation, biological process: protein folding. The transcript has 7 exons. NCBI's taxonomy places the organism in Eukaryota, Fungi, Mucoromycota, Mucoromycetes, Mucorales, Phycomycetaceae.
CAUAUUUUUUUGACAGCUUGUCUUCAUCAUCUAAGUUAAGAUGUCUUUAGCACCAGUACAGAUCUUCCAGGAUCAGGCCAGCGAGGAGAAGGCUGAGAACGCUCGUUUGUCAUCUUUCAUUGGUGCGAUCGCUGUCGGUGAUCUUGUAAAGAGCACAUUGGGUCCCAAGGGCAUGGACAAAAUCUUGCAAUCUGCUACUACAGGUGAAAUCUUGGUGACAAACGAUGGUGCCACCAUCUUAAAGUCCAUUGCUCUGGACAAUGCUGCUGCAAAGGUUCUUGUGAACAUCUCCAAGGUUCAAGAUGAUGAAGUUGGUGAUGGUACCACUUCCGUUUGUGUUUUGGCUGCCGAGUUGUUGCGUGAGGCUGAACGUCUGGUCAACCAGCGUAUUCACCCCCAGACCAUCAUUGAAGGUUACCGUCUUGCAUCUGCUGCUGCUUACAAUGUUCUUGAGAAGAGUGCAAUUGAUCACAGCAAGGACAAGGCUGCCUUCCGCGAGGAUUUGAUUAACAUUGCUAAGACCACUUUGAGUUCAAAGGUUUUGUCUCAAGACAAAGAAUACUUCUCUAAAUUGGCUGUCGAUGCCGUCCUUCGUCUCAAGGGAUCCACCAACCUCGAACAUAUUCAAAUCAUUAAGAAGCCCGGAGGAAAGCUUAUGGAUUCUUACCUUGAUGAAGGCUUCAUUCUUGACAAGAAGAUUGGUGUCAACUGCCCCAAGCGUAUUGAAAACGCCACUAUCUUGAUUGCCAACACCCCUAUGGAUACCGAUAAAAUCAAGGUUUUUGGUGCCCGUGUUCGUGUUGAUGCUACUGGCAAGCUUGCUGAGUUGGAACGUGCCGAACGUAACAAGAUGAAGGUCAAGGUUGACAAGAUCAAGGCUCACGGUGUCAACUGCUUCGUGAACCGUCAGUUGAUCUACAACUGGCCUGAGCAGCUUCUUGCUGAUGCUGGUGUUGCUACUAUUGAACAUGCAGACUUUGAGGGUGUUGAGCGUUUGGCUCUCGUAACCGGUGGUGAGAUUGCUUCAACUUUCGACCACCCUGAACUUGUCCAGCUUGGUCACUGUGACUUGAUUGAGGAGAUUAUCAUCGGUGAAGAUAAGCUCAUCAAAUUCUCUGGUGUUGCUGCUGGUGAGGCAUGCACUAUCGUGCUUCGUGGUGCUACUCAACAGCUGUUGGAUGAGGCCGAGCGUUCUCUUCAUGACGCUCUUUCUGUCCUUUCUCAAACUGUCAAAGAGCCCCGCACUGUGUUGGGUGGUGGUUGUUCCGAGAUGUUGAUGUCCAAGGCUGUUGAUGAGGUCGCUGCCAAGACUGCUGGUAAGAAGGCUAUUGCUGCUGAAUCCUUUGCCAAGGCACUCCGCCAGAUGCCCACUAUCCUGGCCGACAAUGCUGGUUUCGAUUCUUCCGAACUCGUCGCCCAGCUCAGAGCUGCUCACUACGAAGGAAAGUCUACAAGUGGUCUGGAUAUGGUUAACGGCAAGGUUUCCGAUGUCAGAGUUCUUGGUAUCACCGAAUCUUUCAAACUCAAGAAACAGGUAUUGUUGUCUGCAUCUGAGGCAGCAGAAAUGAUCCUCAGAGUUGAUAAUAUCAUUCGAUGCGCUCCUCGUCAAAGACAAGGAUAAAUAGAUUCUUGUACAAAUUACCCAUUAAAUAAAAUAAACAAAACAAAAACUAUGGUUCUUAUGUGAAAAAAUAAAUAAAUAAAAAAAGUUUGUUUACCCGUCUUCUUUUUU